Messenger RNA from Mucor velutinosus, 2082 nucleotides. RefSeq lists its product as uncharacterized. The record is from RefSeq and is a predicted model, not a curated record. Gene Ontology annotation, molecular function: histone acetyltransferase activity. NCBI's taxonomy places the organism in Eukaryota, Fungi, Mucoromycota, Mucoromycetes, Mucorales, Mucoraceae. Bases 1 to 2082 code for a protein of 693 amino acids. The transcript is spliced from 5 exons.
AUGAAGAAAAAGUUUCCCUACCAUUUGCUAGGACUAACCUGGAACAAGGAGCACACAUCCAACAUGGAGAAUGUGUAUUGUUACUGUGGCAAAGGCAUGAAAGACAACCAGCCCAUGCUACAGUGCGAUCAAUGCAAGCAGUGGUUCCAUCGCAGCUGCAUCAAAUGUCUGCCGAAACCACUGUUGUUUGGAGACACAUUUGGCGUUUUUCGCUGCUCUGUAUGCAACCAAGCGCCCGAGACAUUCCAGCGAAAGCCCUCUAGCUGGAUUACCAUCGUUCAUCUCGUCAUCUACAACCUGAUUAGAAACGCUCAAUUAGAUAAUGCCAAAAAGCCCAAAAAGGACAGACGAGAUCAUUUCUACUUUCGAUGGAAGGAGGAUGUGUGUGCAUUCAUUGACGAUUACUGGGAUUAUCUCUGUCCUGAGAAGCAGCGCACAUCAGCUUGGCACAACACUAUUGCAAGCGUACUAUCAACACACAGCAACAUUUUCUUAUCCGGCUUUGAAAAGUUCAAGCAAAGUGCAUGGUGGACAUUGCAGAAGAUAGAGCCUCCUACGGCAUCAACGGCAAACGACAAAAAAGCACAUACCCGGGUGAAACCAACGCUAAGGAAGCCGUUAAAGAGAUCAUCAGUUCAAAUGGACGAAAAGAGCUUACCGGCCACCAAGAAAAAGAAGGCCAAAGCAGCACCCGUCGAAUCAGAUGGGGAUAAUGACUUGAUGGAUUUGAGCUCACUGUCAGAGCUGUCGUCUGCUGAAGAAUCCCUGUCUGAUUUUGAGGAUACAAAGGUAAAGAAGGAGCCCAGUCAGGAACCAACAUUACCACCUACAGAUAAAGAGGCUGUAUCUUCGCCAGUAUCAUCAGUAGCCAGAGAGUCCAUGGAUGAGGAAACACCAACUGCAUCAACAGAACCUGUGCGAGCCAAGGAGACAACGCCUGUCAUCAAGGCAGAGCUUACCAGUGCUCUGCGCGAUGAUUCCUUUGAUCCAAAUACACCACCCACAUCUACAGCUGCACCUACACCUACACCAUCCGCACUACCUACAUCAUCCAAUAUACCCAACACACCAUCUCAGUCUGCAGCCAGCACACACAACAACAGCAACAUCAACAACAGCACUUCCAACCCCACACUCUCGCCACAAGACGAAUGGCUACUACUGCAAAAACUAGAGCACUCAUCCAAAAAACUUCCGCCAGCAGCGUGUAGAUAUAAGCGUAAACUAGGCGUGCGUCGUCUGAAACGCAACUUGGGCAUCAAACUCUUUGACAUGGACAGCCAACUUAUUCACCUACUACGUAUGCCAAACCAUGCAUUAGAGCCUAUCCCCAAGGACACGACUAUUCAGCCAGCAUCCAAUCAACAGCAAGUAGAGCAACAGCAGGACAAUCAACUCUUACUAGACAAGAUUACAUGGACACCGUACACAUCUUCAUUUGCCUCGCGAUUGUUUGGCUCUAUUCGACAGAAAAACACCUUGACUCGAGAUGAGCCAUGGCUAUCGUCCUGGAAUGGCCGUAAAUUACGGCCAUUUAUACGUCGCGAUUUCCAAAACAAGCCCAAACGCAUGUUGUUGAUGGGCCAGAUCAAGGCGUGUAAUGGAAAGCCGCACAAGAAAGGCCAAGAGGAACCUUCUGGCGUUGUGCCUGGAGAGAGCAUCGAUUACGUCUACUUUCAAAAGGAGCAUUUGCAGCAGGUAAACAUGUUGCUGAGUCGAUCUUUCUGGGAGGGCGUCGAUGUGUCUGAAUCAUUGCUGUUUCCUGAAUUCAGCAUUGUUGCCCUGUACAAGCGGCGAGUGAUUGGAUGUGCCUUCAUGACACCAGAAGCCUACAUCACUUAUUUUGCUGUAGAACCUGGAUGGACAAAUGCCAGUAUAGGACAGUUUAUGCUCUAUCACUUGUUCCAGACAGCCAUCUCCAAGGACAUCACAUUGCAUGUAUCAGCCAACAACAAUGCUAUGAUUCUCUAUCAAAAGUUUGGCUUCAAGCCAGAGGAGUUUAUUGUCAAUUUCUAUGACAAGUAUCUUCCAACAGACAGCGUGUUUAGUAAAAACGCCUUUUUUUUGAGAUUGAGAAGAUAA